CUCGAAUUGAAAAACCACGUCUGCAUCCCGACGAGCCGAAUCAAUCUCCCAGUCAUGACUCACGCUACAGAAGAGCUUAGACUCCUAUUGGAAAAAAUGGGGCUCGCUCAUGGUAGCUUGAGCACCAUCGCAUCAGAAUCGCAUCUAGGAACCCGAGGCCGGCUCACCAAAAAUGAUAUUCGUUUCAUCAAAGCGAACACUGAGGCCCUUGAAAAAGAGCAGUCAAUUGUUGACGAUUGUAUUCUAAAAAUCCAGUCCCUUCUACCGCAACUUCGCUGUCGACAUGCCAAAAACCGCACUGCCAUCGACUUCCAAAAAGCUCUUCUCGUUCCGUUGCCCCGACAAUCGAAGGAAGAAAAGGAUUUCCUCUCGCGUAUCCCGUACGAGUUAUCCCCACUAUCCACUGUUCCAUUCGAAGUCAUGAGUCACAUCCUGGUGCUUGCGGCCACAAGCAUCGACUUGUCAACGGAGUCGGAUUGCCUAGAUACGACGAGUAACACAGCGUGGAUCUUGGGCCAAGUCUGCAGAGUCUGGCGCGCCAUUGUCUUGUCUACGCCAUCGCUUUGGAGCCUAGUGGUCCUCAACGACGAACCAAAUUACUUUACCCUCUGGGAAGAGCUUGUUCUCCACAAGUAUCUCCGCAGAUCGAAGGAACAGCUUCUGCAAGUCGUUGUUCAUGGCAUGUACGUCGAUACUGCACUGCGGUCGGCGCUCCAGGGGCUAUGUCCUCACACUCACCGCUGGGGUUCCGUGGACUGGACAACCAAUUCCUCGAGUCUGAGAUUCUUUUCGAACAUUUUCAGGCAGUCGGCCUACUUCCCUUUCUUGAAGUCGCUUAGUCUCACUGUCGAAGGUUCGGAUUACUAUGACGUAGAACACGUCACAAGCGAUGCGCCUAGCCGUCUGGCGGCAUUCCACGCUCCAGUCGAGCAACUCAUCGAAAUGUUCUGGGAGGCUCCUCAAUUACAGGACGUUUUAUUGCAGGGCAUCGGUAUCACCGAAAUUACUUUCCCCCUAGCGCGGUUAAGGACCUUUCAAGGAGAUAUUUACUUUCCCCAGGAACUUGCGCGACUAUUUUCUCAAGCUCCCGAGCUGACCCAGGCGACACUGUGGAUCAAAUUUCGAGAGAACCACAGUUUCACUGAUGAUCCCGUGGCCCAUUUGAGCCUUUGCCGUCUAUCCUUGUACACAGACGUGGAGUGUUUGCAGUGCCUUCACCUUCCGGCUUUGCAGCAUCUCCUAGUGGAGCAAUUGGUAUCCUACAAAGAUGGUAUUUUGGGUAUCGAACAAUUCAUCUCACAUUCGCAGUGUCAACUGCAGACACUCUACCUGAACGUUCCUCCGCUCUCCUUUUCACUUCUCACCUCUAUCCUCGAGAAGUGCGCUUCAACACUAACGGCUUUAUCUGUUCGCAUUGAUAAAAAGAUGGCGGAUGAUCUAUAUCAGGCCCUUACCUACAAUUCUGUCUCCUGUCUUGCACCACACUUGACAGAACUCUUCAUUCAUGACGACACGUACGGAAACGACCCAGUGCAACCUUCUUUGAAGGCAUUCGAGUACAGUACUGCGGCGCUCCUCAAUAUGUUAUCUUCUAGGAGACGCCUUGGAUCAGAAACCGCGCUUCUGAAGUCCCUGACGUUGACUGCUCCUCAUUCUCCCCAACCAAAAAAGUUGCUGAAAGUCAUGAGGAAAUUUGAAAGAGAGGGGUUGUCGAUAAAAUUCCAUGGUUGUGCAUGGAUGAUGUCGCUCGAAAUGUGACACGCCAGAAAUAGAGAGUGCCAUUGAGAAGGGAGUUUUGUGAUCAAAAGGAAAUAUGGGUUCUCCGUUACUAUCGA
Desarmillaria tabescens is the source of this 1835-nucleotide messenger RNA. RefSeq lists its product as uncharacterized. Bases 55 to 1758 code for a protein of 567 amino acids. The record is from RefSeq and is a predicted model, not a curated record. The transcript is spliced from 2 exons. NCBI's taxonomy places the organism in Eukaryota, Fungi, Basidiomycota, Agaricomycetes, Agaricales, Physalacriaceae.